UUUCUAUUGCAGAAGAGAAACUAAUUUCAUCUAAUAUAGCUGAAUGUGAUGUGGAUGAUAUGAAGCUAAUUCUAUCUGAUGUAACUGAUGGUGGUAUAGAUGAUGGUGAACUGGUUUUAUUUAAUCUAGCUGAUUGCGAUGUAGACAAAAAAGAUACAUAUUGA
Messenger RNA from Racocetra fulgida, 164 nucleotides. The record is from the annotation of a GenBank genome assembly. Lineage: Eukaryota; Fungi; Glomeromycota; Glomeromycetes; Diversisporales; Gigasporaceae.